AUGGCGGCCCAAGCUGGCUAUUCGAUAAGCGUCAACGACCCUAGUUUGAUUUCUCUCGUGAAUAAAUUGCAAGAUGUCUUCACGACCGUUGGAGCACAAAACCCGAUAGAUCUACCACAGAUAGUCGUCGUUGGAUCGCAAUCCAGCGGAAAGAGUUCUGUCUUAGAGAACAUAGUGGGAAGAGACUUUUUACCACGAGGGUCUGGCAUUGUCACUCGACGACCGCUGGUCCUCCAGCUUAUCAACAAGCCCCGCUCCGAAAAACAAUCGAACGGUGUCAAGGAGGAAGACAAGCUAGAUACUACCGACAGCGAGGCAAACAUUGACGAAUAUGGAGAGUUUCUUCACAUUCCAGGCCAGAAGUUCCAUGACUUCAACAAGAUCAGAGAAGAAAUCGUCCGUGAGACAGAUGCGAAGACCGGCCGCAAUGCCGGAAUCUCCCCCGCGCCUAUCAACCUGCGAAUCUAUUCUCCCAACGUCCUCACUCUUACACUGGUCGAUCUACCCGGUUUGACCAAGGUGCCUGUCGGAGACCAGCCAAAAGACAUCGAGAAGCAGAUAAGAGAGAUGGUGCUGAAGCAAAUCAGCAAGUCGAAUGCGAUUAUUCUUGCCGUUACGGCUGCGAACCAGGAUCUGGCCAACUCCGAUGGUUUGAAACUUGCUCGAGAAGUUGAUCCAGAGGGACAGAGGACGAUCGGUGUUUUGACCAAGGUCGACCUUAUGGAUGCUGGAACUGAUGUGGUGGAUAUUCUUGCUGGCAGAGUUAUUCCACUUCGCCUUGGAUAUGUUCCGGUUGUCAACAGAGGACAGCGGGAUAUUGAGAAUAAGCGAACAAUCUCGUAUGCUCUUGAGCAUGAGAAGAACUUCUUUGAAAACCAUGCCACAUAUUCUUCUAAAUCUGCCUACUGCGGAACACCAUACCUUGCAAGAAAGCUCAAUGUGAUACUUAUGAUGCACAUUAAACAAACCCUUCCCGAUAUCAAAGCCCGCAUUGCAUCAUCGCUGCAGAAGUACACCGCCGAAUUGAACCAACUUGGUGACUCGAUGCUUGGAAACAGUGCCAAUAUCAUUCUUAACAUUAUCACAGAAUUCAGUAACGAGUACCGAACCAUCCUGGAUGGUAACAACCAGGAACUUUCAUCUGUCGAGCUUUCCGGUGGUGCGCGUGUUAGCUUCGUUUUCCACGAACUAUACUCCAACGGUGUCAAGGCCAUCGAUCCCUUCGAUAUGGUGAAAGACAUGGAUAUCAGAACAAUGCUAUAUAACUCGUCUGGUCCUUCACCUGCCUUGUUCGUCGGAACAGGUGCAUUCGAGUCUAUCGUUAAGCAACAAAUUAAGAGACUCGAAGAGCCUAGCUUGAAAUGUGUUUCUCUUGUCUAUGACGAACUUGUCAGAAUCCUUGCUCAGCUCCUGAACAAGCAGCCUUUCAGAAGGUAUCCACAGCUAAAGGAAAGAUUCCAUGGAGUCGUAAUAUCGUUUUUCAAGAAAGUCAUGGAGCCAACGAAUAAGCUUGUCAAGGACCUCGUUGCCAUGGAAGCUUGCUAUAUCAACACUGGCCAUCCUGAUUUUAUCACUGGACACAGGGCUAUGGCAAUCAUUAAUGAGCGACAAAAUGCAUCGAAGCCAACGCAGGUUGAUCCAAAGACUGGAAAACCCCUACCACCCUCGGCCACUAUGCCACAGCGAUCUGCUAGUCCCAGUCUCGACCUUGGUGAUUCCAGCCCAGGCUUCUUCGGCAGUUUCUUUUCGUCGAAGAACAGCAAGAAGAAGAUGGCUGCUAUGGAGGCCCCUCCACCAAUCUUGAAGGCUUCUGGAACCCUAUCAGAGCGAGAAAACACCGAGGUUGAGGUUAUAAAACUCCUAAUCAACUCGUACUACAACAUUGUCAAGCGAACCAUGAUUGACAUGGUGCCUAAAGCCAUCAUGCUCACCCUUGUCCAGUUCACCAAGGACGAAAUGCAAAGAGAGCUUCUAGGGAAUCUCUACAGGGCAGAAGAACCGGAUGACCUCCUCCGCGAAAGUGAAUUCACCGUCCGUCGCCGCAAGGAAUGCCAGAGAAUGGUAGAAAGUCUCACCAAGGCCAGCGAAAUUGUCGCCCAGGUCCAAUAG
Molecule: messenger RNA, 2109 nt
Organism: Trichophyton rubrum CBS 118892
Lineage: Eukaryota; Fungi; Ascomycota; Eurotiomycetes; Onygenales; Arthrodermataceae
Exons: 8
Coding region: 1-2109 (702 amino acids)
Biological process (GO): peroxisome organization
Cellular component (GO): microtubule; membrane; peroxisome
Molecular function (GO): GTP binding; GTPase activity; microtubule binding
Source: RefSeq, a predicted model, not a curated record